CACACACACACACACACACCACGCCGCGAGUGAGUCCAGCGCGGUGUAGACGACUGUAAGCUUGACCAUGUAACGGAAGUUUGAAAGUAGUUUUACUGGUUGUUUUCUUUUUUUAAUCCCCCAAAUAUUUAUUAUACACGCGUGUCGUGGGUUUGUUCGUCUAGCAAUGGACGGGUUGAAAAGGCAGCGGUCGUGGCAUGAAGACUUCUCGAGGAACUUCUUGAAGCUGUUCUCGAAGAAUAAGUCACAAGAGCAAGACAAGGCAGAACCGGAGUGUGAAAACCGGGAGGAACUUGAGGAUGACGGUGCUCUCAGCCAGUCCAGUGAAGCAGACUCACCACUUACACCAAAACAUCAUCUGAACACGAGAUCACUAGCACAGACACUGGAGCACUCGGAGCCGGUCUGGACACUGGAGGAAGACGGUGUGUGUGAUCACGAGGACAGUGUUCAGGGAGAUGUGGAGAGCGACCCUCCUAACAUCACCCCCCCUGUAACUGAGCCCUGCUCUCCGCUGCCCCCUGUAGAUGGCUUCUUCCGGCGCUUGGGCAGCCUGUUUCUAUUCACUCGAGCUCAGACCGGUGAGGAGGACACACAGCAUACAGUAAAGAAAGAUGCAGAACCCGGUGCGGAAAAAGAACACACACAGCCACUGAAGCCUCAGGUGGUGUCUCACUGUACUGCAGAUCCAGAGGUUGAAGCCGAAAUUCAAACCGAGCAAGACAUACAAGACAAUCUUCUUCGUGAAGAGGCUUUGGCUGAAGAGGAUGGAAACGCAGCAUUAGAGAGCCUGUCUGCUAUUUUGGAAGAAGAGAACGAGCAAAAAGAACAGGAGCGGCAUCGUGCUCUGGCAUGCCCCCCAGUGGUAACCCAUGUGACGUAUCGUGGCCUUAGGAAGAUCAGAAAGAUGAGGAGAAAUCAGGAAGUGCGACUUCACUCCCCAAUCUCGGAGGGAGAGGAGGGGCGUUGCGAAGUUGAUCUGUGUCCGACUUCCUUGGAAGAAGCAGAAACAGAGCAAAACGAGGCAAACGGUCACGUCGUAACUACCCCAACAGAGAUUUAUACUGGACAGCCUAAACCGAAAAAAUCCUUGUAUUUAAACAACACUAGUUCUGAUUAUCAGUGCUCCGCUCCAGUGGACUCAUCCACUAUAAACUCUAACACUCUCAGUAAAACAGAGACAGAAGGAAUGCACAGCGCAUUGAACUCAAGUGCCUUACAGACAUAUACCAAGGCCAAAAUAAAUUCUUUAGACUUUGAUCCAACGGUAACUAGUAAGAUGUUUUGUGCUGAUGAAAAUAGUGCCUGUAGGUCUACUGUUUUAGAGGCAGUUAUUGUUGGUGAACCUCAUACCCAUAAGCUGGAGCCAUCUGAGUCUGAAUCUGUACCUUUGACAAUGGAAUCAGACCUUGAGACCCGUUUACAUUCACAGUCACUCCAUACUGAUGAUCGGAUGUUUCCUCUUUUAGCUAAAACCCCAAAUACUCCACAAUUGCAACUGUCCAACACUGAUACUGCCACAAAUCUAAACACACAUUCUGCUGAAUUUAACACUGCCUCCGACUUUCACACAGACUUGAUUAGUUUGAAACAUGCUCCUGAUUCCUGCCCAGACAGCCAGCUGUCUAGUUCUGGCCUAGAUGGAUGGGACCAUGAGGUAACCGAAGCCCCUGGGUUAUCAGCUACAGCAGACAUUUCGGGACAUGCUGCCUGGCAGACAGAGUUCAUCCUGGAGGAUGAAGACACACAGCUGCUGGGUGUAGAUGGAAAGAUGCUACAGCUUGAGUCCAAAAAGAUAGUGGACAAUAUUCUCACAAAUGCUCUGGCUGCCCUGGAGAGGAUUGACAUUUCUGAGCGAGAAAGUGAGACUCUAUCAAGAGAUAAUUUUAUGGAGAGUACAGAGAAUCUCAUCUUCAUGGGAGCAAAGGAGAACAUGGAUGCAGAUGCAAGCCUGGGCCAGGCAUUGAGGGAACAUUUACCUACUAAGGAUGAUGGGAAUCCCCAGUCGACCAUCCCAGAUGGAACUUUGGGCAGCAGGGUACAGGCAGAUGGUAGUCGGUCCACUCCCUCCUCAGGCUACGAGUCCAUUGCGGGCUCAGACACUGAUAUCCGGAACAGCGUGGCUAUUAGUACUGAUAUUACAUCCACGAGUGGAUUAUUCAGCAUGCAGGAACUCAGAGAGGAAGCAGUAAGUGGAUGUUGCCCAGAUGAGCUGGAGCUGUGUAUCGAGAGGAAUUCUACCUCUCAAUCUAAUAGACUGGACUCUCUGCAUCAUAAUACUUUAACGCCUGAAUUAAAACUUGAAGAGAAGGGAGGACUCCCCAGAACUAAGACAAACAAUGAACAAUUACCCCAGUACAUUCUUAGUGACAGCAAUAUAACAUCUGUACAGCUAGUCACAUCUGAAACUUUAUAUGAUGUAAAAAAUGGACAGGAACAAUGUGCUUUGGGUGAGUGUGUUUCUUUUUCACAGGAAAAUAAUGACACAGGGCUACAAUAUUCAGUCAAAGACAAUCUGGAAAGCAAUAAUCAUGGUCAUGCAUUGCAAUUGAACUCAGGUGAUGUAUCUACAAUCAAUAAUGCUACGGAAUCAAGCCAGGUAGAGGCCAUUAGUAAAAGCUUAUGUCAAGUUGGAGUAAGUAACCCAGAUCCAGAACAGUUUGCUGAAAAGAAUGUAUUUUCACUACAAGAUUCCUCUGAAAAUAAGGACAGGCCAAAUCUGUCGCCGUUCCAAAGCUAUGCAUUCGACAAACACAUAGAACCUCAUGUGGUCAGUUGUGACAGUUUUAACAAACCCAUAUUGGUUUCUCAGGAUACACAAAGUGGAGAUACACAAGAGCCAUCGAUCUGUGCAGGCACAGGAGAGUCAAGCUUAGACCCAGAUGUGGAAUCUUUACCAAAUGUGGUUGGGCAUGGACCACAAAGUGAGUUCCAGGAGGAGGAGAAGGUCUCUGCUGGUCCAUUGGGUAUCUGGUUGCUCAAUUCAGAACUAUCAGCUGAUUCGGGUGAUGGCAGUGAAUGUUUUAGGGCUGUCAAAGUCACUGUUAAUGAUGACCAGAUUCAGGAACAUGAUACACUAAAGCCAGAUCCCUCAACAGGACUAAGCCGAGACAAGACAGCAAGCAGGUUGGCAAUCUUUCCUGGUUCAGCUAGACCUCAUCUCGACCUCCCUGGCACCUUUGCAAUUAUCAGCGAGGAGGAGGAGGCUGACACGGUGUUUGUGAAUGACACAGGGCGUUUGCUUAGUCCGAGUACCAGGCGAGUCAAGAUAUAUCCCUUUUCGCUUUCCCCAAUAUACGAAGAAGACAGUGGAAGAGAAGUCAUCUCACGAGAUGAUCUGCUGCAUGUGCCACCGGCCACAGAGGAGGAGCAGCGUAGUGAGGAACAGCAAGCUUCCUCCAUCCUGUCACUCCUGCAGUCUGUCAGCGAGAAGUUGCAAUCAUCCACCUUUAGUAGCUCUGAGACAGAGCAGGAUAUGGUUGACAAGCCAGAUGAACCGGAAUGCCCACAACGUUUUCUCAGGCCCCUCUGGGAACGCUAUGAUGAUGAUGAUGAUGAUGAUGAUGAUGAUGAUGAUGCUGCGAUUGGUGGAGAGUCAAGCUUGCUGCUACACCAACAGCUCACAGGAACAAAUUUCCUCAGUACAGAACCUCAAAAAAAUGAAAGUUCUCCUAACAGCCUUAGUUCACAGCAGACAACCAGUGAAACAGAGAAUGGAGAUUUGGGGGGAAAGCAUUGUGAAACCACUCAGAACAGUUCUGCAAGGUCUGUCAAUACACCAUUUUAUCAGUAUUUGAAAUCCAAUGUAGUGUCAUCACUUGCCACAGAGACACAAGAGAGUAAAACUUCUCCUUAUGAUGAAAGUUCAACCUCUACUGCUGGGAUAGAGUUUGGAGGGUUUGGGAAAGUCAGUCUACGUCCAACUUUGCUGCACAUCUACGAGGGUCUGUCACCAUGUGGGAAAAAGAUUGAGAUCUGUGGGGACGUGGAGGAUGCAGACGGAAUUUUGUUUCCACAAGAAUCCACAAUCCAGGCCCAGAGAGGGUGCUGGUUACUGUAUGUGGAGCGAAGAUACCAGGGUUCAUGCAUCCUGCUUGAGGAGGGACAAACUAUACAAUCAAGUGGAGAGACUAGAGAGAUCAAACCCUCUGCUCCUGCCCCAUUGUCUGUUGGCUCCAUCAGGAGAGCAGUGAAGGAUGACACCUUUCCAGAGAUUCAUAUUAAUAUAUCGGGUAGUAUGAAGAAAGAGCCAGUUUGUCUCCACUCUGAAGCUGACAACAUAGGCACACACGUCCACCUCUCUGAUCUCAGUGUGUCCUCUGGAUGCUGGGUGGCCUAUGAUGGAGCUGGAUUCACUGGAAAUCUCACAGUUUUGGAAGCUGGAGGCCUGACCACACCCGUUCUGCAGUUUUCUCCCAUCUCCUGUGUGCGGUCACUACGUCCACUGAGAAUGGGAGGUCUGAGAGUACGAAGACCUCUGGAUCCAAAGAUGGUGAUGUAUGAGAAGCCACUCUUUCAGGGUCAGAGUAAGGAGCUACUGGAGAACACACCCAGCCUAGAAACUGCAGAGGGAGUACUUCAUGUCUCCUCUCUUCGAGUCACUGGAGGAGUGUGGGUGGGCUAUUCGUCUGAGAACUACAGAGGGCAGCAAUGUCUACUGGAAGAGGGCGAGUACAGCGACUGUAGUACACUCUUCAGUGGACCAGGAAAUGUUCUAAGGUCUUGCCGCUUCCUUCAAGCUGAUUUCAUUGAGCCUGCAGUGUCGCUUAAUAACUGUGGAGAGCAGGUCGAGCUUGUGGACCAGGAUGCAGCAGACCUGCAGCAGAGUGGGUCGGUGAAUGAUGCAAACACCAUCUAUGUUAAAAGUGGAGUGUGGGUAGCCUACAGCGGCAAAUAUUUCACAGGAGAACAGUGUAUACUUGAGAAGGGCUGUUACUCUGGAUCAUUAGAUUGGGGUGGCAUUAAGAGUUCACCUAUCUCUAUUAGGCCUGUACGGAGGGAGCUUUGUGGAGAAAGGGAUCCAAAAUUCAUGCUGUGUGCCUACAGCAAACCAUGCUUUGUAGGAGAGAGCAGAGAAUUUGACAACGCGGUGGCAGACUGUGGCAUGUUAAAUCCUAUGUCAUUUCGAUUAAUUCAGGGCAGGUGGUUGCUGUAUGAUGAAAGGGGUUUCUGUGGUAACCAGUUUGUCCUUGAAGAGGGCCUUUAUCCAGACCUCACCUCCUUUGGCUGCAUGGCAACAGGCGUUAAAUCCUUUAAACCCAUUCAAUAUAGUUUCUCUGAACCCUCCAUCAGUCUUUUUUCACUGAGCUCAUUCGAGGGGUUGGAGACUGUGACAGAUUUACCCAUGGAGACCAUGAGCAACUUCUUUACUCAGUCUCUUAAAGUCAACAGUGGCCUGUGGGUGCUGUAUGAAUUCAGCCAGUUUAAGGGCCGGCAGCUGCUACUAGAGCCUGGUGAGAUUCAAUGUUGGUGUGAUUACAGUGGCUGGGACACCAUCGGAUCCCUCCACCCACUUAGACAGCGACGGGUGUAUGUACGGGUGCAGAAUCGAGCUCUGGGGAUGGCACUGACUUUAGAAAGUACCGGAGGACGCCCAUGUCCAGCCCGAAUCUCACUGCAUCCUGCUGAACACUCACUACACACACAGCACUGGAUGUACACACAGUCUCAGCUCAAGAGCAAGGUAGGAAAAGGCUGCAUGUCUGUGAUUGGUGGAAAGGCCUGUGUGGGUGCCAGAGUGGCUUUGUGGGAAGAGCAUGGGCGACUGAAUCAAAGGUGGAGUUUAAAUGAAAAUGGGACGAUCUCCUCUCAUUUGAACCCCAGCCUAGUCCUGGAUCAGAGAGGUGGAAGUGGAAUAGACAAGGACCAUCUGAUCCUGAAUGAGUUCAGUCCUGAUAGAGCCACACAAUUCUGGGACAUAGAGGUGCUUUAGUGCUGAGGUCAGAAAUCAAAUUCCCUGAAACAUGCUGGACAGUUUUAUAUGAAACUGCACUGCCUCCACACAGCUAAAAAGGAACUGGCUAAAAGAACCACUGUUCCUCAAAACCUUCUCCUAAGGAGCCUCAUUCUGCAUUUUGACCCAAACACACCAACUUGUUCAACCCAUUGGGUGACGUUGAGGCAGUUUAUGAGCAAAAUCAAUCAUUUGAUACAGAUUUGAUGGAGCAAAUAAGGAUAAAUCUAAAACUGAAGGCUGUCUUUUAUGUUAAGGCUUGGAACAAAACCAGAGGCUCAAACUGGACGAGGAGGAAAGCCUGUUUUAUCAAGUUUUUCUCAUUUUUAAUACUCAACAACCAAAACCAUCUGCAUAAUUCCGUGACUAUUCAAUGGCCGAGGAGGUAGAGGAUAAAAGGGGCUGUUUGCAGUUCCUGUUUGAGGCAAUAUAAACAGUCUAAUUUAUGCUUGCUGAUUUUUCCUUCUCCAAAGCACAUUUGCACUACCAAGAUCCUCACUUGAACAGGAGUGUUCCCUCUCGUAAGUUUAGUAUGUUCCUUUUGCGCGAAACGAUGUCCUCUUUCAACCAUGAAUGAUGUCAAGCUCCCUUUACUCAGAAAAACACAGGCCAAGAGCAAGUGCUUACUUCUGUUAGCCAGGCUAUGUACAGAUAAUUAAUUAAAGCUGGUCAAAAUCACUGGAUUUAUCACUGAACACUAAGUGUAUGAUAUUCAGGAAGAGAUGUAUGUAUUGAAUGCCAUGUGCAAAGGAAAUAAUAUGUACAGUUAAUAAGUGCAUUGUUUUUAAAUGUUAUUAAUAUUAAAGAUAUAUUACAUU
Molecule: messenger RNA, 6771 nt
Organism: Silurus meridionalis
Lineage: Eukaryota; Metazoa; Chordata; Actinopteri; Siluriformes; Siluridae
Exons: 22
Coding region: 167-5932 (1921 amino acids)
Biological process (GO): lens development in camera-type eye; visual perception
Molecular function (GO): structural constituent of eye lens
Source: RefSeq, a predicted model, not a curated record